AAAUCGGACAGAGCGAGAUAAAAAACUGUCCGACAUUUUGACGAUUCGCGCGCCACCUAGCGGCCUUUAACGAAACUACUCCCAAGGGGGGUAGGGCAGUUAUUUUGGGAGAAAGUUGGUGCUUUUGUGUUGACGAAACAAUUCCCGUGCGUUUGUUGUUUCUGGCGAUAAAUCCAACUAAAAACCGGCGAAAUGAAGGAAAUAAGCCAGCAAUUCGAUGUCGCUCACAACUUUGUUAGCGUACUGGAAAAGGAUGAUAGCAUGUCGCCGGGAAUCGCCGCUAUCAAAACCCUGUUGAUGGUGCUCGAGAAAACGAAAUUCGAUACCGUCCAGGAGCUGCACAGUACCAUCCAAUCGGCCGUGCGUGCGAUGCGCGAUACGGACAAACCGAUGACUUCGGUUGUGUCUGGCACGGAGCUGUUCUCGCGAUUCAUCACGUUGGCCAAGUUCGACGACAAAACGAUGGACGAGGUGCGCGACAUCAUGCUACGGCGUGGAAAGAUGUUCCUCACGAAGUUGCUGGAAAGUAGGAACGUUAUCGCGAAGCAAGCAAUUGCCUUCAUCAGCGAUGGAUGCCGAAUUCUCACACACGCCCGUUCGCGCACUGUCCGGGAAGCGCUUAUACUGGCCGCACAGCACAACAAACGGUUCCACGUGUUUAUCACUCACAGUGCCCCGGAAUGUGGCAAUCCCAAUGGAACGAUCAGUGAUGGCCAACAAAUGGCAUCGGAACUGGAGAAGGCCGGUAUCGAGUGCACCAUCAUCCUGGACGCAUCGGUGGGCUACGUGAUGGAAACGGUGGACAUGGUUCUGGUCGGUUCGGAGGGAGUGGUGGAGAGUGGUGGUAUUAUCAAUCGAAUCGGCACCGUCACCAUGGCGAUCUGUGCCAAGGAGAUGAAAAAACCGUUCUAUGUCCUCGUAGAGAGCUUCAAGUUUUGUCGCCUGUAUCCGCUUAACCAGCGGGAUCUGCCAGAUGACUACAAGUACAGGAAAAGCGACCUAGCGAACAAGGCCAAGGCACACCCGAUGGUCGACUACACUGCGCCCGGCUACAUUACCCUUCUUUUCACCGACCUUGGCAUACUGGCACCAUCGGCUGUGAGCGAUGAGUUGAUCAAGCUUUAUCUGUAGAUACGUCGGAUCGGAAUAAACACCCUUUCAACUAGAGAUUGGCUGUUUCGGGGAUCCGUUUGAAUACGAGGAUGAGGCUGCCUUACGUGGGACGCGUAAAUUGUAUGUUUAUAGAUGGAUGUAUAUGUGUAUAUAUAAAUAUCAAGCGUAUGGAUGCUUUGAUUGAUGCCAUAAUAUGAGUCCUGCUGCACUAAAAAGAUGGAUGUUAUGUUUUGUUUCGUUCUAAUAUUGCAAGCGCCGUUUCAUUUGGGUAUUUUACAGGCAAUCUCUGGUCAUCUUUCUAGUGGCUGUUGAAACCUGCCUGUGUGCCUACUAUAGUGGAAACAGUUUACAAAGAGAUGAUGGUCUCCCGUUUCAAACAUGCAUACUUGAUCCCCUGUUUUCUGUCCAGCAAGUAAAAUGAAGACCAACUUGAGCAGCUGCCGAGCAUAUUGCAUUUCCAUCGUGUCCCUUUACAUUCAUAAAGUUCCCUUCCUGCGCCUCCUCCUCGCUUCCAUUUCCUCCCGCUGGUUCUUAAUGUUUUCUAUCAUCUUGCCAAGCUACUAAUAUCUAUCACACAUUUGCAUUUUGCAUAUGCAUCUAUACAUGCAUUGAAUCCCAUUUUUUGUCCACACUCUCGUACUGGUUUCAUCCGAAUCAUUCUUUCAAGCCGACGAGCUGCUUGUUUCGUUUCGCAAGCCGGUAUACAUCUUUCGUUUGCCCGUUCAUUCCGUCGUAACAAAACCCAUUACCUAUUGCCACCGCUUAAAAUCCAUUAAACCUAACCUAGCCGUUUAAAGCCUAUUCGUUGAUCCUAACUAACUCUGCCAUCCUCCUAACACCGUUCCAUCCGUCUUUGUUCUGUUCCUGGCCUUUCUUGCAUUCUAGUCGCAACCAUGGAAACGCUCUACAUAUCAAAUGCUUGCUGCAAAAUGCUCACUUCGAAGUUCGUCGAUUGUGGAUUGUGCUCUCCCCGAUUUACUUGGCUUCCGUGAGUACCGGACUAGGCCGUCUCUGUUCGAAGAGACCGCUGUAAUAUCGUUAGCCCAUCGUUCCAAAGAGCACGUGCAGCGGUGAUGCUGCUGCCACCUGAAUUCCCUGCUACG
This is a messenger RNA of Anopheles aquasalis, 2216 nucleotides long. RefSeq names its product eukaryotic translation initiation factor 2B subunit alpha (gene eIF2Balpha). Gene Ontology annotation, molecular function: translation initiation factor activity; guanyl-nucleotide exchange factor activity. The record is from RefSeq and is a predicted model, not a curated record. Gene Ontology annotation, cellular component: eukaryotic translation initiation factor 2B complex. NCBI's taxonomy places the organism in Eukaryota, Metazoa, Arthropoda, Insecta, Diptera, Culicidae. Gene Ontology annotation, biological process: translational initiation.